Messenger RNA from Alnus glutinosa, 1131 nucleotides. Its product is annotated as heat shock cognate 70 kDa protein-like. Gene Ontology annotation, biological process: cellular response to unfolded protein; protein refolding. The coding region runs from base 1 to 1131 and encodes 376 amino acids. Gene Ontology annotation, cellular component: cytoplasm. Lineage: Eukaryota; Viridiplantae; Streptophyta; Magnoliopsida; Fagales; Betulaceae. The transcript has 3 exons. Gene Ontology annotation, molecular function: ATP-dependent protein folding chaperone; misfolded protein binding; ATP hydrolysis activity. The record is from RefSeq and is a predicted model, not a curated record.
AUGCUACUCUGCGUGGCAGUUUGGGAACAUAAUCGGGUGGAGAUCACACCCAAUCAUCUUGGGUACAAAAAAACACCAUCUUUUGUAGCUUUCAAUGAGGCUCGCCGUAUGAUCGGCAAUGAGGCCAUGGACCAAGCCCCCUUGAAUCGUACCAACACUAUUUUUGACUCUAAACGUUUGAUUGGAAGGCGAUUCAAUGAUGCCAAAGUCCAACAUGACAUGAGAUCGUGGCCAUUCAAGGUGAUUGCUGACCCUGAUAAUGGGAGGCCCAUUAUUCUUGUUACCUACAAGUACAAGACAAAGAAGUUUCUGGCUGAAGAAAUCUCUUCAAUGAUUCUCCUGAAGAUGAAGGAGAUUGCAGAGGCUCAUUGUGGUUCAAAGAUCGAGAAUGUUGUUAUCUCUGUUCCUGCUCGUUUCAAUCACUCACAAAGUCAAGCCACAGUGGAUGCUGGUAUCAUUGCGGGCCUAAAUGUGAUGCGUAUUAUCAAUGAUACAAGUCCUGCUGCUUUAGCGUAUGGGCUUGAUCUUGGUAGAACUGGUGAGAAGAAUAUGCUCGUCUUUGAUCUUGGUGGUGGCACCUUGGAUGUCUCACUUCUCACCAUUGAAGAUGGUAUCAUUGAAGUGAAAGCCACAGUUGGUGGUACCCACUUAAUUGGUGAAGAUUUUGACCGUAGAAUGGUGAAGCAUUUCGUUCAAGAGUUCGACGCAAUGCAUAAGAAGAAAAUUACUGGAGUUAAGGCUCUUGGGAAGUUGCGGACUAAUUGUGAAAUGGCUAAGAGGAACCUGUCAUCUAAUAUUCGAACAAGUAUUAUGAUUGACUCUUUGUAUGAGGAUACUGACUUCCAAUUAAACAUCACCCGAGCCAGGUUUGAGGAGCUUAACAUGGACUUAUUCUUGAAGUGUAUAGAGCCUGUCGAGAAGUGUUUGAGGGAUGCAAAGAUGGAUAAGAGCAAUGUCGAUGAUGUGGUUCUGGUUGGAGGGUCGACUAGGAUCCCCAAGGUUCAGCAAUUGUUGCAGGACUUCUUCGAUGGGAAGAAGCUCUGCAAAAGGAUUAAUGUCGAUGAGGCGGUUGCCUAUGGUGCUCCUGUUCCGGCUGCAAUCCUCAGCCAUGAGGCUAAUGCGAAGGUGUAG